Molecule: messenger RNA, 2214 nt
Organism: Saprolegnia parasitica CBS 223.65
Lineage: Eukaryota; Oomycota; Saprolegniomycetes; Saprolegniales; Saprolegniaceae
Exons: 10
Coding region: 1-2166 (721 amino acids)
Biological process (GO): microtubule-based movement; mitotic spindle organization
Molecular function (GO): ATP binding; microtubule binding; microtubule motor activity
Source: RefSeq, a predicted model, not a curated record
AUGACGACGACGGCGGCCGGUGGCAACGACGACGACAACCACAGCGUCGCGCAGCAAGAGUGUGUCCGCGUCAUUGUCCGUGUGCGGCCACGCAACGAGCGCGAACGCAAGGGCCAAAAAGAGAUCGACGAUGUUGUCACGAUUACAUCCAAGCACAGCAGCGACGACCUGCCCAACCAUGUUCAAGUCGCGAGCGCGGCCUGGGACGUCGACGUCGGGUAUACCUAUGAUGCUGUUUUCGGGACGUUGACGCAGCAAGACGAAAUCUACGGCUACCUCGCCUCGUCGGUCGAGCAAGUCGUGCAAGGCUUCAACUGCACGAUCUUUGCCUACGGGCAGACUGGUACGGGCAAGACGCACACGAUGAUGGGCCCCGACAGCAUGCCGGCCUUGGUCGACGGUAACACGAUCGCCGCGGAGGCCGGUAUCAUUCCGCGCGCCGUGGCCGGGCUCUUCGCCGAGCUUGCGACCAUUGGUGCGAGUGGCGCCGGCGCCGUCGUCCACUGCUCAUACAUGCAGAUCUACAACAACCAAGUGUUCGACUUGCUCCAAGCAACCAACGUGCGGGACCAAAAGCCACUGCAAGUCCGUGAAAAUAUCAAGGGCAACGCCAAGCACAUUUACGUCAGCGGUAUCUCUGAAUUUCGCGUCGGGAGCGCUCAAGACGUGCUGGAUCUGCUCCAAGUGGGCGGCCAAAAUCGCACGAUCCGAGCGACUGAGUGCAACGAGAAGAGCAGUCGGAGCCACGCGCUCUUGCAAGUCAACAUCGAAGUCGAGUCGCGCGGGUCCGAGAGCACGACGAUCAUCCGUCGAGCCAAGCUCAACCUCGUCGACUUGGCGGGCUCGGAAAAGUGGGACACGGACAUUGCCAUGUCCAACGACCGCACGCGCGAGCUCCGCAACAUCAAUGCGAGCCUGUCGGCGCUGGGAAAUGUCAUUGCGGCGCUCACCGACAAGAAACGAACACACAUUCCGUACCGGGACUCGAAGCUGACACGACUGCUGCAAGACUCGCUCGGCGGCAACACGCGAACGAUUGUGAUUGCAACGAUUUCACCGUCAGAGGCCGCGAUCGAAGAGACGAUCUCGACGCUGCAGUUUGCCGAGCGAGCGAAACAGAUCUCGCUCAACAUUCAAAAGGAGAUUGCUCGCCUCCAGCACUUGCUCCGUGCGCAGCCGACGACCGAGCGCUUCGCAGCGCUCGAGGCUCAAGUCGCAUCGCUCACGGACGAGCUCAAGCAAGCGCGGCUCGAAAAUGCCCAGCUCAAGCGCAAGCUACAAGCAAACAAGAUCGAUCCACGCCCGCCACCAUCGCUCGUGAGCAGCAACAAUCAAGUGCCCGAGGCAACACCCGUGUUGGAGCGACCUACCUCACAAGCCAGCGACUCGGCGCCGACUGAUGCGCGUGCGGUGGAAGAGUACGACCGUCAGGCGCAGCACCAACUGAGUCAGCUCCAUCGGCUCCAGAGUGAACGUCGACAGUUGGAGGCGCAGUUGCAGUCCAUGCAAGCGCCGUCGUUGCCCGUCGCGCCCGAAGACGACGACGUGUGCCCCAUCUGCCAGCGCUUGAUUGACCACCACACGGACGACGAACUCGAUCGGUGCAUCGAGCUCGAAGCACAAGCGAUAGCACCCGAGCCGGUGCGACCCAAGACGUCCGUGUCGACGUCGUCGUUGCCGGCGCUCCGCCGUCCAUCGAGCAAAGCGUCGUUGACCCAGCGAAAAGAGUCCAGUCCGUACGCAGAACCACCGGGCAGCCUAUCGUCGCGCGAGAGCACGAAAUCGCCAAGUACGCCACCGACGAUGACCAACCAGGCGCGGCCAGCCAAGCCCAAGUCCAAGCAUUCGAUCGUCAAGCAGAUGAGAGCGCGGCAGAAGGCCAAAGACCGUCUCGCCGCGUCGCCGUACGUAGACGUGUUGCCAAAGAAGCUUCUCGAGCCCGUACCACCACUGAAUCAAAAAGAGGGCGCCCUCGCCAACGACGUGCGCGAUAUUGGACUCAACCUCACCGUCUACAGCUAUCGGUACGACUCAUGGUACCCCUGCACCAUUGUCGGGUAUGACUCGAAGCGCAAGAUGCACUGCUGCCACUACGACUACGGCGACAAGCAGUGGCUCGUCCUCGCCGACAAGAAAAUCGAGGUCGUCGGUCGCACCACCGACUAGAAGAGGAGCCCAUUUCCAUAUACAGUACUAGUGUUGUUGUGCUUUUUU